CUCUCAUCUUUCGCCAUCACGUCUCCACCACAGUUAGAUCUAUCACACAAUUAUUAUGGGAGACCUAUCACUUGACCCCUCACGUUUGCAAGAAAGGCUACAGGCUGAGUUUUGUCCACCAUUAGACACGACUAUAGUAUUAGCCUUAAUAUCGGAUCAUAUUACUGGAGAGAAGCCGACCGAGACAAUCCUCAAGACGCUUCGCGAAGAGCUUUCCGUACUCGCUGCAAGCGCUACGGUCGACCAGGACGAUCUAGCUAAUACCCUGAAUGAGGUGUACUUAUUCGCACCAUCCGCUUCCACUGAAGAUAGCCGCGAUGCAGACAGCGUAUUUUCUCAAAGGGUUUUUGAGACGAACUCAAGUUCAGGAUCCUCUAUGACUCAACCUCGCGAGGGAGCGCAAAUGACCUAUCCACGAACCGCUCUCGAUUUCCUCCGUGCAUCCUUUCCGCACAUGCCCUUGGAGACACUUAGGACGUAUCUCGAUGUCUCUGAUGCGGAUAUGGAGCAAAUUGUUGAGGAGCUGCUUAGUAAGGAAUUCAUAAGAGAGUUGGAAGAGGGUGGCUUAGAUGAUGAAGCUCUGGAUGAGGAGUUGGAAAAAUGGACAGUAGUCUCCAAGAAACCGAAAGGAGCAGCUCGUUCAACAACUGUGAAUAAGAAGCGCAAACCAAGAAGGAAGACUAUCGCGAUAAAUGAUGUUCGCCAGAAGCAGCAUGCUCGUCCUGAGUCACAGUUUCGUUCCACGAGCGAUCCAUGGAACCAGCUUGCCUCUAUGUCUUCAUAUCUGGAAACGUUACUGCUACAUCCUGCCUCAUUCUUUCAGUCAUAUUUCCACAAGCCAGAAUACCCAAGCCCUUGUAUAGCACUCCGAGCUGCUCUGGACGCCAUAGCUCAUCAAUCGACGACGAAGACCAGUUCCGCUGAUGUCGAACAAGACAGAACGACCGCAUUGUUCAACCUAUUAGAACUCGUCCGUGACCAUCCGGACUUCGACUUUGAUAAUCUAGACUCGGAAACUCGGGCCCAACUUUGCUCCGAUGCGGAGCUUUCACUGUCCGCAGCGUCAGGUUCUCCCGACGUUGCGUUCGACGUAUUGGUUCUCUUGCAUGAUUUAGAGGUGGACAAUGAGAGGAUGCAGGAGAUGGGAGUUUAUCAUUCUCCUGCAUCACCUUUGACUAAUACUCCAGUGUCUUCUCCCGGCGUCAAUUUGCAAAGUUGUAAUAGCAAAGCAGUAGCGUGGACAGCUACAUCGCCCGCCUCCCCUCUACCAUCCGGCUCAUCCGUACCAAUAUCAGCCACUCUAUCAUCGUCGAAUGUUUCGGAUCAGCGUCCUUCGCCGGCUCCCAGCGAGUCAUCUUGGCAGGUAGUCACUCCCGCACGACGGAAACCACCCGCUAUACAUCCUCUCGCAGCACACAUACCAGCAUACAACCCACAUAACGUCCCACGACGGAAAAAAGCUCGUUCAAUACAUUCAUCCCUCACAAAUCCAAAUUCCCCUACUUCUCCGACUAGCAACACUACGAAACGUUGGAAGCCCGGUCCUAGAAGCCGUGGAGAUGCCACAAUGGGUGGAUAUAGAUCUCGCAUUGAAGCAUGUAACGCCCGUCGUGACGACGCUUUGCGUACUGCGAGCCGGCAUUGGUCGAGAGGAGGGGCGAGAGGACACGGUGGGGAGGUUGCGUUCUUUUAUGCUCAGGAGGCGCAACGACAUCAGGCUGAAGCACAGCAGUUGAGGCUUGAUGCUUUGCGGGAGCUCAUAGAUGGAAGGAGGUUCGCUUCAACCGACUCAGACACCAUCGACGUGCAUUAUUGUACGACAAACGAAGCGCUCUCGAUUGUACGUGAGGUGCUAGAGGAAGGAUGGGUUUCUUCUGCUCGUCCUUUACAUGUUGUUACUGGGCGCGGUAAUCACUCUACGGGUGGAGUUGCCGUGCUUGGUCCUGCUGUGAAGAAGGCUCUGGAACAAGACGACUGGGCCGUUGGGAAAUGGGACGGAGGUAUCACCGUCCGCGGACGUAUUAGAUGAUAUUUAGACGUUAUGAGGACUCGGACGUCUUGUGUAUCAAUAGCGUCAUGUAUUUCUAGUUAAUAAUAGACCUAAUGGUAGACUCUUC
This is a messenger RNA of Fomitiporia mediterranea MF3/22, 2117 nucleotides long. RefSeq lists its product as uncharacterized. Bases 56 to 2029 code for a protein of 657 amino acids. The record is from RefSeq and is a predicted model, not a curated record. Lineage: Eukaryota; Fungi; Basidiomycota; Agaricomycetes; Hymenochaetales; Hymenochaetaceae. The transcript is spliced from 2 exons.